AUCUUUUGUAGAAAAAGCCGACGUUCAUUUAAACGAUUUUCCAACGAUAGUCCUUUAAGACUUUAUUAUAAAUACGCAUUUGAUCAAUCAGUUGUAUGCUCCAAAGAAUAAUAGAUAAAUAACUUUUAAACUGAAUCGCCGAUAAUCGCCUGUUUACAUAAACAAAGCGAUUCAUUACACAAGUACAUAAUUCAGUCUGUUUUAGUGAAUAUGUCUGUACGCACAGUGGCUCCCGCCUUGUUAAAAUUAGCCGUGCAAGAACUUGGCGAGGUUCCUAGCCGACGAGCGGAAGAUAUUGAGUGCAUCAGGGAGUGGCUCAAGAAGAACCACUGUCUUAAGAGCAGAAUCGACAAUCAAUGGAUUUUGUCCUUUUUGAGAGGGUGUAAGUUCAGCCUGGAAAGUACAAAGAAAAAAAUAACGCACUAUUACAUGAUGAGGACAGUAGCUCCCGAGUUUUUAACAAAUAGAGAUCCAUUGCUACCCGAGUUACAAGCGUUAUUGCAGCUAGGGGUGCUGAUUCCUCUUGAAAAAUCGACAGAUCCAACGGCUCCGAGGGUGUUACUGCUACACGAUUGUGGCGGCGGCAAAGUGGUGUCGGUUACAAACAUGGUAAAAGUGGCAUUGAUGGUCAUGGAUAUAUUAGUUAAUGAGGAUGACAACUUUGUCAUUUCCGGUCACGUGGUGCUGCACAAUUUUAGAAGCAUGACCCUAAACCAUGCCGUUCAGUUGACCCCAGCCUUGGUUAAGAACAUCCUCUCCUGCUUUGAGCAUUCCUAUCCGUCCAGAGCAAAAGAAUUUCAUUACAUUAACACUCCGUCAUUUUUUAAUAGCGUUUUUAACGUGGUCAAGUUAUUUAUGUCCGAAAAGUUGCAGAAGAGAGUAAAAAUUUACGAUGAAACCUACCACAGUGAGCUAAGAAAAUCGAUCCCAAAAGAUAUCUUACCAAAAGAGUACGGCGGGGAAGGGAGUUCCGUUGCAGAGUUAAUUCAUCAGUGGAAGGAUAAAGUAGAAGGUUACAGAGGAUGGUUUUUAGACGAUGAGCAAUACACCUAUUUGAACCAGAACGGUGCCAGCUGCCUUGUUGAUGAAUAUGGUUUGAAGGGGUCGUUUCGACAACUAACUGUGGAUUAAAUUUAACUUUAUUAUACCAUCCAAAAAAUCGAUGGUUUACUUGAUUUUUUAUACUUUUUAGUAGAUUCGAUCUUCCUAUAGUAAAACUAAAUUGGCGGAAA
Photinus pyralis (common eastern firefly) is the source of this 1232-nucleotide messenger RNA. RefSeq names its product retinol-binding protein pinta-like. Gene Ontology annotation, molecular function: phosphatidylinositol bisphosphate binding. The record is from RefSeq and is a predicted model, not a curated record. The transcript has 5 exons. Lineage: Eukaryota; Metazoa; Arthropoda; Insecta; Coleoptera; Lampyridae. Gene Ontology annotation, cellular component: membrane. Bases 211 to 1131 code for a protein of 306 amino acids.